CAAGUGAUCGGGUAGGAAACGCGUCAGGCAGCGGAUAAAGUAAAUAUUGGGCAUUAUGUGCGGAUAAAACUGGUAUCACUAUUGGUCUUGUUGAUGUUAAACCAAUGCAAACGGUGUUUGUGGUGCUGCCUUUGCUCCUGCUCCGGGUAAUCUCUGGCAAGGCCGCAAACGACGCGGGUGCCCGCAUUGUGGGCGGCAGCCCGGUGGACAUUAGCACUGUGCCCUAUUUAAUUAAUCUACGCAUCGGUGGCACCUUCAUUUGUGGCGGAUCCUUGGUCACGUCCUCUCAUGUGGUGACUGCAGCCCACUGCGUCAAAGGCAUCUCCGCUACGAGGUUUGAGGUGGUGGGCGGUGCCACAUUAUUAACGGAUGCGGGUGUGCGUCGCAGCGUGGCCAAGGUUUUCACACCCAAAGCGUAUAAUACGCAAACACUGCACUCAGAUGUCGCCGUGCUGAAGCUUAAAUCUCCCCUAGAGGGUCGCAAUAUUGCAACAAUUAAUCUGUGCAACUCCAACUGGAAGGCUGGUGAACUGAUCAAGGUCUCUGGAUGGGGACAGGUCACAGAGGGCAGCAAAGCCGUCUCACAGCAUGUACGCAGCGUUGACGUGGCGUUGAUCUCCCGCCAGAACUGCAUAAAUCAGUAUAAAUUCCGUGGAACAAUAAGCAACACCAUGUUCUGCGCCUCAAUUCCCGGAGUUAAGGAUUCCUGCGACGGUGACUCUGGAGGACCAGCUGUCUACCAAGGUCAACUGUGCGGCAUUGUCUCUUGGGGCAUCGGCUGUGCACGCCGCAAUUCUCCAGGUGUUUAUACAAGUGUCAAGACUGUUAAAAGCUUUAUCGAUAAGGCUAUAACAUUAUAGACAACAACAUGUCCACAAAAUUUAAUAAUUAUAUGCAUAUAACUAUUUAGAUUUUCUCAACUGAUUUAAAUUUGAUAAUAAA
Molecule: messenger RNA, 942 nt
Organism: Drosophila innubila
Lineage: Eukaryota; Metazoa; Arthropoda; Insecta; Diptera; Drosophilidae
Product: seminase
Exons: 1
Coding region: 105-860 (251 amino acids)
Biological process (GO): proteolysis
Molecular function (GO): serine-type endopeptidase activity
Source: RefSeq, a predicted model, not a curated record